This is a messenger RNA of Sorghum bicolor (sorghum), 1110 nucleotides long. RefSeq lists its product as uncharacterized. The record is from RefSeq and is a predicted model, not a curated record. Lineage: Eukaryota; Viridiplantae; Streptophyta; Magnoliopsida; Poales; Poaceae. The transcript is spliced from 4 exons. Bases 112 to 930 code for a protein of 272 amino acids.
CUCCCCUCCCCCCUUCUACCUAUUUCCUCCGUCCUCCAUCGCCCGCUUCUCCAUUCUAACAAAGAAAUCUCAAGGUUUUAAGUUCGUCAGAUUAACUGAAGAAAAGUUCAGAUGAAGACAUCACUUUACAAGGAGGGGCCCAGGGCUGAUGCAAUGAAAGGAACUUCAGAAAGUGCUGUGAACCAGUCCCAAAGAGAUCUCGAACUGAACAAUGGCAAGGCUCCUGUCACCACCCAUUCAGUAUCAAAUCAAUCAACCCGGCGUAGUAGUCGGGAUCCAAGGCUGGCUGCAUCACUACGUAGCCGACCGAUUCAGAAAGAAACAUCCAUGAUCCAACCAGCAGUUUCACCUAGCCGGCGGGUUACUAUAUUAAAGAUAGCAGAUGUGGAUCCUCGUGAUGGCCUCCCAUUAUUCUUGUCCCACUCGGUUGAGCUUCCUGGUCAAGAUCCAGCAACCCAACCUGUCCCAGACAUGAUCAAUCUUCCACCUGGAAUACCGAUCAGUACGUUCAGGGUAACAACUGAUCCUAGUGAUGGCCAAUCUGUAAUAUUGUCUCGCACAGUUGAAGUAACUGGCCAUGCUCCCAACUCUGUGGUUGAUGCUUCAAAUAGUACCACAGGGCAACCCAGUGGUAGUGUUGUGAAGGCCAGGGAAACUCAUGAUGAUAAUCAGACCAUGGUGCGAAUGAUUUUUAAAACUGCACUAAAAGAGUUUGUGACGAAACAAAUUGAGGAAACAAGGGACCAAGGCCAGUCCAAAAAAGAGCUCCGUGAUCUCAUUGUGCAGAAGACUGUGGACAAAAUUAUGCGGUCAGUAAAAAAUAUCCCCAGCACAGAAGAGAUGAUUGGAAAGUACUUGAGCUCCUACAAGGGAAAAAUCAAAAAACUUAUACAGGAAUACUUUAUAUACGAGAAAAAAGCUCUUCAGUGAAAUUUGUUGAGCCAAAAAUAUUAAUAUGGGCGCUUAAGUUAUAUUGGACUGAACAAUUUAUUUUCAGACAGUUACUGUGCUUGUUUAUUUUGAGGCAAAUUCUCUUCAGUGAAACUUGUCUAGUCGAAAUGGCUAAUAUGGGUGGUUGAGAUAUUUUCGGAUUGAACAAUUUAUUUUCUA